AUGUCAGACGCAGAUUAUUCGAGCAACGACAGCUCUGAUUAUAGUAUUUAUUCUGAUGACGAAGAAUCUUCUGAUGAAGAAAACAGCGCAGAUGACAAUUUAGCCAAUGUUCGUGGCUGGUGUAAAAUUGAUGUUUCUAAUUGCCCUCCGGCACCACCAAGAUUCAGUUUUCAAGAAAAACCAGGACUGACGUUUGACGUAGUUGACGGAGAAAAUCCACUGGAGUAUUUUUUAAAGUUUUUCGAUGAUGAAAUCCUGAAUUUUAUAGUUAAAGAAACAAACGAAUUUGCUGAUGAUUUUCUAAUAAAUGCUAAUAUAACACCGAGAUCUCGAUGUUUAUCCUGGAAAGAACUUACAAAGGAAGAGCUUCAACUGUUCCUCGCUUUGAACAUCCUCAUGGGCGUCAACCCUAAGCCAAAAAUAGAGAUGUAUUGGUCGAAGGAUCCAUUGAUUGAAAGUCCAUUUUUUCGCUGCUACAACCUUGAGCGGGAUAUUUGUAUAGAUGAGUCUCUUCUUCUGUAUAAAGGAAGGUUAGCGUGGAAGCAAUACAUGCCGAAAAAACGUGCUCGAUUUGGAAUAAAAUUUUUCAUGCUGUGUGAAUCAUCAUCGGGCUACAUAGCAAAUGCUAUCAUAUACAUUGGAAAGGACACCGAUUUUGAUACGACAUACAUGAACUAUGGAUUUUCGACCAAAUGCGUGAUGACCCUCAUGGAAACUUUAUUGAACAAAGGACAUUGUCUUAUUAUGGACAACUUCUACAACUCCCCAGAGCUAACUGAGCUUCUAAUCCAGAAUAAGACAGAUGUCUAUGGAACUUUACGAUGCAACCGCAAAGAUCUUCCCACGGGAUUCAAGUCGGAGAAAAUUAGGGAAAAUGAUGUAAUAGCAUACCAGAAGGGCAAAAUGCUUGUACUGAAAUGGAUGGAUAAAAGAGCUGUUUCAAUGAUAAGCACGAUUCAUUCUGCACAGAUGACGGAUGUGAUACCAAAAGCGUAUGAACAGCAAGUGUUGAAAAAAAAGCCAUCGACCGUUGUUGAUUACAACAAAACAAUGGGUGGAGUGGAUAAAAUGGACUCGUGCACGUCGAAUUAUUCAGCAAAACGAAAGCGGCAGAAGAAAUAUUACAAAAAAAUAUUUUUUCAUUUAUUGGAUUUGACAAUUUGGAAUUCUUUCAUUUUAUAUAAGAAAAAUGAUGGAUCAUUGGAUCAUUUGGGAUUUCGAAUGAAACUCGUCAGAAACAUUGUAGAGAGGUGUGCAAGUAAUACAUCACGUAAAAGCACUAGUUCAAAAAAGAUAGAAAAUCCCCUUAGAUUUACUGGGCAACAUUUCCCCCAUAAAAUUCCAGCCACGGAAAAAAAAGCCGAACCUACCAGAUGCUGCGUCAUUUGCUCCUCUAAGAAAAAAGAUAAUGGAAAGAAAAUCAGAAGAGAAACCAGAUACCAUUGCCCAAAAUGUGAAGUUGGUUUGUGUCCUGCUCCAUGUUUUGAAAUCUUUCAUACAAAAGAUGAUGAAGAAUAG
Molecule: messenger RNA, 1518 nt
Organism: Uloborus diversus
Lineage: Eukaryota; Metazoa; Arthropoda; Arachnida; Araneae; Uloboridae
Product: piggyBac transposable element-derived protein 4-like
Exons: 2
Coding region: 1-1518 (505 amino acids)
Source: RefSeq, a predicted model, not a curated record